Molecule: messenger RNA, 2806 nt
Organism: Cephus cinctus (wheat stem sawfly)
Lineage: Eukaryota; Metazoa; Arthropoda; Insecta; Hymenoptera; Cephidae
Product: UDP-glucuronosyltransferase 2B15
Exons: 6
Coding region: 76-1656 (526 amino acids)
Molecular function (GO): UDP-glycosyltransferase activity
Source: RefSeq, a predicted model, not a curated record
CUGUACUGCUCAAAACGUAUCCAUCAUUUGUAUGGUGCGGUACGGUUUAUAGUGAGUCAAAAAAUAGUAAUUGAAAUGGCGAGAAUUGUUAUUGUGCUCAUGGUGUCAUUAAUAUUUUUAUUGAAUCGCAUUGAUUCUGCACGUAUUCUUGGUAUUUUUCCGCAUCCUUCUCACAGUCAUCAGAUAUUCUUCCAUAGCUUGACCAGUGAGCUAUCCAGAAGGGGACACGAAUUAGUCAUAUUUACACCAAAAGUUACAAAUGAUACUAGCCUAGUUAAUUUCACUGAAAUAAGUCUCGUGGAGGCAUAUGCUGCUGGUUGGAAAGAGAUUGUCAAUUAUUCAAGCUAUCGCGAGCUCUGGGUCUUUUUCGACGCUUGUUAUAGGGCCGGUGUCUUGUUUUCUGAAUCAAUACUGAGUCAUCCAGAGAUGGAAAAAAUUUUGAAUCCACAAAGUGAUAAAAAGUUCGACUUGAUACUCAUACAAAUAUUUUAUGUGGAUGCUCUUCACGCCUUAUCCAGCAUCCUGAAUGUUCCUAUGAUAGGAUUGACGUCGCUGGCUCCUAUUGGCAUACAUCAUCACACUAUGGGAAAUCCUCCACUGCUAUCAUAUAUUCCUGACGUCAUGGGUGGUCAGCCAGUGAACAUGAAUUUUUGGCAAAGAAUAAUAAAUAUUUAUUGUUACGGUCGUCAGAUUUUUGAAUUUAACUUUAUUCAUCUCAAGAAACAGGAGAGGGUUUUGAAAAAAUAUUUUGGUAACAAUGCUCCUGACAUUCGUGACGUUUCAAAGAAUAUCAGCUUACUGCUUGCCAGCACUCAAUAUCCGAUUUAUCAUCCGCGCCCUGAUAUGCCAUCUGUUAAAUUAAUUGGAGGUUUACGAUUUUACAAAUCCACUCCGAGGGAAAAAAUGUCACCGAGACUACAAAAUAUUUUAGACAAUGCAAAAGAAGGUUUUAUAUAUUUUAGUCUGGGUUCAAAUGUUAAAUUGUCACAGCUUAGCGAGGAAAAUCGCAACGUAUUCGUACAUGUUUUGGCUGAAUUACCUUACAAGGUAAUAUGGAAAUGUGACCUCGACGAUUUACCUAUAAAAGCUAAAAAUAUAUUUUUAGAAAAAUGGGUACCACAGCAAGAUAUUCUCGCUCAUUCAAAUAUUCUACUAUUCUUAUAUCAGGGUGGCCAACAGAGUACCGAGGAGGCUAUUAAUAACGGAGUUCCCUUAGUGGGCUUUCCAGUUUUCAGCGAUCAGCGAUCAAACGUUAAUAAUGUGGUAUCCCUAGGGAUUGGACAAAAGAUUGAGUUAAGCUCUAUGACUAAAGAAAGCAUGAAGAAGACUGUGUUAGAAGUAAUCCAGAAUCCAAGGUACAAAAAAAAUGUAAUUGAACUUCGAAAUUAUAUUAAUGACAGAAUGAAUCACCCAAUGGAAGAAGCAAUAUGGUGGACUGAGUAUGUAAUUCGGCACAAGGGUGCACCUGCCUUACGUAACAGAUAUCAGGAUGUUCCUUGGUAUCAAAUGGAAGGCCUGGACAUUUUAAUAUUUUUUAUAAUUUUACUCUAUGCAUUACUGUACAGCAUGUAUCUUGUGACACGCUGUAUAAUUUCUAAAAUAUUCCUUCGAGCGAGAAGUUCAAGAAAUUUGGACAGAAAUUGGAAAUCGGACUAGAAGAAGAGGGGGGCGGGGCAGUAGGAGUAAUUAGUUGAAGAUAAAGAGGGUGGAAGGUUGACAAUAAUAGAAAGCUUGCCACAUAAUGCAACUCGCUAGGAGCAAUGAGCUACGAAAUUGCUUUACGCAAUGGACCAAUUAUUUGUUAAAAAUGUUGCGCAAACCCCCGAGAUCGACUCGGUGUUUGAUACGAUAUGAAUAUUAUUGAAUACGCAUCGACGGGCACGUUUGAUUGCACCAGGCAAUAAUUGAUGGGUGCCAAUUGCCAGCUGUGCCUAUUCGUCUGGCAUGGACGCUUCCAUUUCUCCUAGCAAUGGCGAUGGUGGUUGGAUACCAGCUGCCCCUUUUGCCCAUCGACAAAAUAAAAUGCAAUACACAACCCCCUUUCACUCUGUUUGACCUAGCAUCAUCCCUUUUGCAACUAGCCACUGGAACAACGUUCCCAGCCGAAUACCACCACUACGUCUCCCCCAACCAAGGUCCUUUACCAAACCCUUUGCCUCCCUUCAGUUCGCUGCACUCUAAUUCAUUUUGCACGAAUCAACGAACUGCCGCGCGUUUCGCUAAUUUCCCUGUGAUUUCCUCUACUCUUCUUGUUCUGCUUGACAAUCAUCGUUGUCCCCUCUAUUCGCAUUCGUCAAUUCUAUCUACUUAUACCUUUUAUUCCGCAGCAUCCAAUUGGCUAUUACAAUAGAGAUUUCUUAUGAUAAUCAUAGAGUUUGCUGUCAGAAUUGGCCCAUGGAAUAAAGGUGGAUGUCAAAAGGGGACCGAGUACCUUUUAGAAGCUUAGGGAUUACACUUGAAGACGGUUAGGAGGGAACUGAAGAAGGAGCGGGCGGGGGGGGGGAGAGAGAAUGUGUGUGGAAUAGGAACGGAAUUCAAGAACAACUAGAGGGGAAGGUAGAGGGAGAGGGAGUGUGUGUGUGUGUGUGCGCGUGUGAAAGAGAGAGAGCGAGCAAAGGGAGAGGGGAGUUUCUCGUCGCAAGCCGCCUAUUCCCACGAAGGAUUCAACUGAACUUAUAAUACCUUGCGAUGCGGGAUCCCUUGCGGCACGCUUCCCAUUUCCCAGUCGGUAUUCGCACACCUUUAUAAUUAAUGCCCUAAUGCUGUUUAUUAGGAUCGAAUAAACAUUACGGAUUGCCAACGAAAA